UCAUCUUCCAAAUGUUCAGCCCCAGUCUUCAAGUGCUGCUCUUGGGGGUGCGAGGUUGAGAGGGAGGGUAACGCCAAGAAGGGAGAGAAAUACAUGCAUCAAUAGGCUAGGCUCCAUAUUUCUCCUCCUACAAUCCCGUUAUAACGUUGCCUACUCUGACAAUACGGAAGAGAUAGUGUGAAUUUAAAGCCAAACACAAUCAGAUGGAGAAACAGAAAGAACAACUGAGGGAGGAGAAGAGGAUGUAGAGGUGAAAGAUAGAGACCCAGGAGAUCUGAUGAAGAUGAAGCCAGUCAGUGUGGUGGUGGUGCUGAGCUUGCUGCUCUGCUCAGCUCUGUCGGCCCCUUUGAAAGGUAAAGAAGACUCCCAGCAGACCAUGUUCUUUGGGGAGGACUUCCAUCUGCGGCUGCCCUCCCUGGCUGCAGAGGUUUUGUUCCGGCCCAGCAAUGCCCCGGCGGGGGCCGAGGUGGUCAUGAUGCAGGGUAGGUCCGUGGUCAAUAAACGUGCCAAGCUCAACAGUCAGCUCAGUCACCUGAUCCUAGAGAACGUGGGCGAGGGGGACGAGGGGAUGUACACGGUGAAGAACAACGAACAGCCAGAAGAGGUCCGACGCAUCACACUCAUCGUCAGAGACUGUUCCAACGAGCAGAACAUUAAGUAUGGGGAGAACUACCACAUCCAGCUGGCGGGGGUGGAGGCUCCCAUCACCCUGGAGUACAGGCCCAGUGCUGUGGAGGCCAACCUGACCUCCAGGCCGGGCCUGGUUCUGAUGAGCCAAGGAGAGCUCUCCAGAGAUGGGUACCAGGGGCGCCUGAGUGUCAACGAGCGCCGGGUCACCCUCAACGCCGUGACAGGCGCCGAUGAGGGAAGCUACACAGUCAGAGACACUAACAUGAAGGUCAUGAGGAAGGUCUGCCUAAAUGUCAAAGACCACCAGAACUUUGUGAAGGUGCCGUACGCUGGCACCCUGAAGAUCAACCUGAUUUUGAAUGCCUCCAUGGUGCGGCUGUUCUACACGCCCGACUACGACUUACAAACCAGACAGAUCCUGAACGGGGGACAGUUAACGGUGCCAGCGGACCUGGAUCUGGAGGGGCGGAUCUCUCUGGAUCCGUCUGUGGUUAUUCUGGACCAGGUCAAGGCCAGCGACGCCGGACAGUUCAGGGUCACGGACAUACUGGGGUUUCCUGUGUCCAACGUCUACCUGGAAGUGGAGGCCUACAAGCUGCCGUCCCUCUACGUGGCGAUCAUAGCACUGGUGGGCUUCCUGGUCUUCCUGCUGUUGGUGUGUCUGCUGUCCUGCCUGGUCAAGCAGAGGAAGAGGGCUGCCAAGGCCCGAGCAAUCGAGAAGAUUGCCCAGAACGCAGGCAAGGAGGACGAGGGAGAUGCCUUUAGACAGGUGGUGAAGAACAUUACUCAGUUUGAGGAGUCAAUAGCCCAGUCCAUCGACAUCACAGAGAAGUCUCAGAGCACUGAGGUGGACAUUAAAGGUCUGGAAGUGUCGUCCAAGGAGGUGGCAGGUGGUAACCUGGAGACCAGCGACUCAGGGGUGGAGUUUAACACCACUGGCCUCCCAUUGGACACUGACACUGACGUUCCCCGACCAGAUUCCAGAAUCAGAGGCUGAGGCUGAGAGUGUUGCCUUCGUCCCAGAAACCAAGCCAAGCCCACCCCUGGUUACCAAACCUGAGCCCGGUUCCCGAGAUCAAGAAAAUCCCUGAACCAGCUCCUGAACCAAAGUUGACCAUAACCAAACCCGUUGAGACCAAACUCAGCCCAAUCCCAAGCCCGGUCUCCAAGCAGGCUCCAAGCCCCAUUGCCAAAACACCUGAACCAGCCAAAACUCCUGAAUUGAAAACUCCUGAUUUGAAAACUCCUGAACCGAAAACAUCUGAAUUGAAAACACCUGAACCAGCCAAAACACCUAUUGCUGUGUCUCCAAGCCCGGUGUCCCCUAAGCCAACCCCACCCCUGACCCCUGUCUCCAAACCAACUACACCCCAGCCAUCAACCCCCGAACCCCCCAAACUGGUGAUACCAGCCCCCGAACCCCCCAAGCCGGUGACACCAACCCCAGAAUCCCCCAAGCCUGUGACACCAACUCCCGAACACCCCAAGAUCCUAACACCAACCCCGGAAUCCCCCAAGCUUGUGACACCAACCCCGGAAUUCCCCAAGCCUGUGACAUCAAUCCAGACUCCGACCCCAACCUCAAUGCUGAGCCCUGAACCUACUCCGACCACCAAUGGCACACCCGAACCACCAGCACCUGAAUCCAAACCUGACACUGCUCCGGCCCCAGUGAGUCUGAUCGAAAGUCCUGUCGCCAAGGCAACCCCUCCUAAACCCCUGAGGUGGAGGUGACCGCCCCAUCUAGUCCAUCCCUUGAGGCCAAAACUGACGCCCCAGCUGAGGACAACACCGCCACCACCGCAACCUGAGAACAGCCCCUGCACCCCUCCAAGGGAAACCCCACAGAUCCAUUAUUCUAUCCUCCUCCACCACUGUAGACAGACAAUCGAACACCCCCUUACCAAAUAAGGAAGAAAUCACUGCUACUGUCGAGGCUGGGACUUAGAUUUAACACUUCUAAUGCUCAAACAUGCUGUAGGUUGUUAUGAUAGCUAACUCACCUGUAACUAACACUAACGUUAUCGUUGAGAUACUUUUUUCAAUUCACAGAUACUAUUCACAAGAUAUAAAUAUAAGCAAACGAGUUCCGUUUUGUCAGACGUUUUAGUUGUUGUUGUUUCUUUUUUAACUUUCUAUGCUGCAUACUCUUUUGUAGUGUGUAAACUAGAGCAUGACUGCCAGUCUGCCAACAAAAUCAGUUGCAGAGUUUACAAGUAAAAUGUUAAACCUAGCUACUUUAGAUAUUUUUUAUGUUCAGAGGUGUGCAGAAUGGUUCCACACCCUUUUACAUAGAUAUACGAACAACAGAAUGGCAAGUGAACAUGACCCAAUCUAGUUCAACUACAUCUAUGACCAUCUACUCCAUUUGUGGACUGAUAAAACCUUUGAUGAUGCCUGCUCUAAUCUCAGCAUGUGGAAAAACAGACCAAAACAAAAGCACGAACAGCUUGUAAAUUUGCUACGGCCAUUUUUUAUCUCAUAUGAUGAAACCAAUUACAUGAUUUAACCCCCCCAAGGACUUAUAAAUGUGACUAUGACAUAAUGUUCUCAUCAAACUGGAUGAAUUUAAAUCACCUUUCUAUCAAACUGGACUGGAUUCCUUCAAUCUCCUUGUGACAUUCUCUAGUAGUUUUCCUGAAACCUGGGAAUCUGAGAAUCUGGGAAUCUGGACAUUUUCCUGCUGAUCCUCUGCCCUCCUAUAGAAACAUCUAGAGUGCUUGAAUGAUGAAACAUCCGGAUACAAAGGAGCAUGGCAUUAUCCCAGCAACACUAACACCUGAAUGCUGAACUCUAACAUCGAUACCUUCUGUUAAACUAAAUCUAACUUUUGUUUAAAAUGGAUGUCUCCUGUGAUUGCGCUCCCAACUACAUGAGAGACUGUAUUGGUUAUAAGGUGUUGGCCAACUCUGACUGACUGUCCCAGUGGAUCUCUAGAAUCAGUUUAAUCCCAAGAGAAAGAGCUUGUUUUGACCCUUCACCCCAGCACCUGAAGACCCCAAGGACACACCUCAGCACUUUAAGGAAGCCCCAGUGAAUCUUGGGAAAUGUAGUGCUGAUUGUUAUUGUGCUGACUACAACUAUGAGAGUGGGAGAGGGAGAGGUGGAGGCGUAUGGUGAGUGAUGUCAUUGGCUUAGUCCUAACAUUUUAAAAAAUUAAUCCUCCCUUCUCUAUGUUCUUCGUUCUGUCCAUCCUUCCUUCCUUCCUUCCUUCCUUCCUUCCUUCCUUCCUUCCUUCCUUCCUUCCUACUCCCUCUUUUCCUUCCUCCCUUGCUUGCAGGAGGUAGUGAAGUAUUAUAGCAUGAUUUCAUCUGGCCGAUAGAUGUAGUUUUACUGUUGGUCCUGCCCACUUUACUUCUCAUUUAUAGAUUAUGGGUCAGCCGUUAUAUCCCAUGAUGAUUUAUAAAAGUACAGUAUGAAAGUAUAGUCUUCCCUGAGAUAAUAGAACAAAUCCAUGUCAGACUGUUCCUUGCCUACACACAUCUAAAUGCAUUACAGUCAUCUAUGAGCUACAUACUGGAGGCCUUGAGCCAACUGUAGAUGUGCUCCAUGGCUCUGAUGCAUAGUAUAGUGAUCUCAUAGUACAGUAUACAUGUAGUUAUGGUUAUUUGCUCCAGCCUAAAUAUUCACAAAUAGGGUUAACCCACUAGCAUCCAUCCACAGUACUGGAUAUGAUGUCAAGGCAAGGCAUGGGUAGGUUGAUGUGUUCUAAUAGCCUACCCUUUUGCCAUUUGUCGCUCUGACUGCCCUAAAAUGUCCUGCGAGAACUUCACUAACUAUUAACUUACUGUACCACCAUCUCCAGGACUGUGCCAUGAUGCCAUCUGUCUUUAGUUGCUUGAAGCUAUGUUGAUCUAGCCUAGAUUUACAGUGCAAUAAGACUUUGAUGGGGGUUAAAACUCCUGUAGCCGCUAUGUGGUACAAGAGGAGGUGUGCAGAUACAUUUUGCUUGACAAAAGACAUAUCUCUACCUCAGUGUUUUAACUGACCAUCGUGACAGACACCAUGAAGGGUACAUUGAGUUCAGUGGACUAAAUCUAAAAGCAGUAGGAUCGUUAAGAGAAGCACAAAGUGUUAAGUGAACCAACAAAUCAAUCAGUUGAUGGAACACAUAGUAAGUAGAUCCAUCUUCAACUUCAAACGAUGGCCUUUCUCUUUCUAAACGCUUCCAGAAUUCGAAGACGUUUUUUUAACGCUAAAAUUAAUAUGAGAAUAAAAUGAAAGUUAAAAGCCAUAUGAUAAGAUAUAUAGAUGUUAAUAUGAUAAGUACAGUAUAUGAAUCAUGAUGAAUACAGUAUGAAUACUUUAGUGUUCGAGGUGCCUAAAUGCUUUGCUAUAUUGUCAUUCAACUGAUGUAAGUGAUGUAGGCAUUUUAGUGAUAAAAGGUCAAGGAUUAUGUAAAAUUCUACCACUGGAGAAAUUUGGCUCCACUCUCAAUCUCAAUCUCGAUCUCAAUGCUAAUCAAGCUCUGUUGUGUGGAGCCGUAACACCCAUUUAGGCAAUACUAAAAGCAGUGUUUAUCUGUUUCUGCACACACACACACACACACACUCCCUAAUGGCCCUGCUGACGAGGUUCAGCAUUGUAAAUAUUGCAUGUGUAAGGUUUAAAAAGUCUCCUCUCAAAGGUUGAAUGUGUUUAGUGUAUAGAAUGGUUGUUAUAUUAUACUUGAUUAUAUAAAAAAGCUAAUCUAAUGUCUCACCUGUGCAAAGCCUACAUGCUGAUUAUUGAAUAUACUGUAUACAUACAAACUAAUCUUCACUAACUUAUCAAAUCCUAACUUGAUCAACUGAAAAUGGUAACCACAACUGAAUAACUGCAUAUUUCUCCGCAUCACAGAUCUUCGAAUAGAUCUCUAGAAUAUUUUGAUUGGAUUCACUUUUAUUAUUACUAUUUCAACCCUAUGAUGAUAACACUCACAGUAUAACACCCUUACAUAACUUAUAUAUAUAUAUAUAAAAAAGUAUGAUAUAUGUCACUUUAAAGAUAAAGAUGUUUAUUGCAGCAUGUCCACAUGAUAUUCAUAUUAGUUUUGUUUUAUACAAGCCAUCUGUGUGUGUGGACAGAGGAUUGAUCAGUCAUAGUGUUAUCUUCAUCAUGGCAUUUGUGUGUGUGUGUGUGCGUGUGUGAUCGUACCUGUGUGUGUGUGUGUGUGUGUGUUGUGCGUGCCCGUGUUGUGUGCAUACAUGCGUGCGUGUGACACAUCAUUUUGUAUUGUGUCUAGGUAUAAGUGUCUAGCCUAUGUGUGUGCAAUAAAAAUAAAACAACUAUUUCAGCUGUAUGUCAAUUAACAUUUGUUUAGAAAACAAACUAUCUGCGUUAGUCCAGCUCUGAGGUGCUCUACACGGGAUGACUCUCAUCUUUGUUUUAGUGCCUAAAUAUGAAAUCAAAUAUUCAAUGGCUAGUCAGCCUAUAUUCUAUAAAUACACUCCAACAGGCACCGUUUGGUUUAUAUGAUGUAGGGUGGUCACAGACUAAAAAGCGGGAAAGUACUAUAUGCAGACCUGACUACCCUAUAGGUCUACUAUACUGUAUAUAGAGACAUAACACAGUCAGGAGAUACAGAAUAUUGUAGUCAGGACAGGAGGUGAUAAAUGUAAAGCACUUCGACACUCAGUCGUGAUUGGAAGAGUGAUAAACUACCUAGUUGCUUGGUAUUUGGUUGUCAGGGUUUAUUUGAAUGUGCAUUAGCAUGAGAUGAAUAACAUCAUAUUGAAGUGUAUUGUGUAACUUGGUGAGACAGUAACUGCUGUACAUCUUGGGAAUUCAGUGGCACUGUUUGUAUGUAAACAGCAGGUUGAAUUCAAAAUGGAUGCCAAAGCCUCAAACAGUAUUUGAGAUCUAGCCCUCCUGAUGUGGAACUGAGAUGUGCAUGUGGAUGAAUUUGAAAUGUUUUAUACCACUACUGUAUUAUAGCGCUUCCCAAAAGAGGGGGUAAUGUAACAAACCUGCCCUUGGUAACCACAUUACCAGCAACUCCUACUGAGUUAACUCUAUUUGGGCUGGUUGGUUAGUGUCUGGGUCUUGGACCAGAAGGUUGUGGGUUCAAUUCCCCCCCUGGCUGGGACAGACCCCCCAAAUUCACUACAGUUCUCAUUGGCGUUCCUUGCACUAUGUGAGCGAUCUCUCUCUGCCCUGAUUCUGAUUCUGUCUGUUUACUUCUUCUGCUGUGAUGGCGUGUGUAGCGUUCUACAGUCUGUUGAUCUCCCCCCACCCUUUUUGCACAACACGACACACAGGCGUUUUGUAAAGGAAAGGUGUUAUUUUCUUUUUUUCAUGUCUAAAAAAACAUAUGAAGAAUAAACGAAAGAUUAUGAGAAAAAAA
Messenger RNA from Coregonus clupeaformis (lake whitefish), 6955 nucleotides. RefSeq lists its product as uncharacterized. The record is from RefSeq and is a predicted model, not a curated record. The transcript has 12 exons. Bases 278 to 1627 code for a protein of 449 amino acids. Lineage: Eukaryota; Metazoa; Chordata; Actinopteri; Salmoniformes; Salmonidae.